AUGCUUGCUUUCUUCUUUAAGGUCCUUGAACACAUGCCCUUGCUGCUGUAUAUCUUGGCAGCAAAAACCUUAAUUCUCUGCCUGGCAUUUGCUGGAGUCAAAAUCUACCAACGGAAAAGAUUAGAAGCAAAACUGGAAGCUGAAAAAAAGAAGCAGUCAGAGAAGAAAGAUAACUAGAGGGAAAAA
Molecule: messenger RNA, 186 nt
Organism: Puma concolor (puma)
Lineage: Eukaryota; Metazoa; Chordata; Mammalia; Carnivora; Felidae
Source: RefSeq, a predicted model, not a curated record